GCUGGGAGCGGUGCUCAAGCUGAGCCUUCAGGUGAGAAGCCGCAGGGUCAGGAGAAUGAUGCCACGAGUGCCACAGCACCAGCCUGUGAUGAGACGAAGGAUGCAGAGGAGCUUCCAGGCUACGAGCAAGCAGAUCACCUGAAGGGUCAGGGCAAGGACAAGUUCGCGCGGGGCGAGGUGUCCGAGGCAGUGACCUGUUGGCUGCAAGCUUUGGAGUCGCUGCCUCCGCCAGCUUCAGGACCUCGUGGCUUGCCUGGGAUGCUAGGCUUGCUUCCUCAACCUGAAGAGCCGCAGGCUCCCAAGGAGGACCACCGCAUCCUUGAGCUGCGCGUGGCAUUGCUUCUGAAUUUGGCUUUGGCCCACUCGAAGCUGAAAAAGUUUCGGCAGGCAGUGGGCUUUUGCGAGGAGGCGUUGCUUGAUGAGCCUGAGAGCGUGAAGGCCCUUUACCGCAAGGCGGAUGCACUCGGCGAGCUUUGUGACUGGCAAGUCGCCGAAGAGGCAGCUGCCAAGCUGGAAGCCACCGGUGCGGAGGGUGCGAAACUCGCCGCGCAGAAGCGAGAGGAAUGGAAGCGACGACAGCGGCAGGCAGACGGCAAGCAGAAGAAGAUGUGGUCAGCUGCGCUGGAGAAGAAGGCCCAAGCCAAGGAGCCGCCUGUGAAGGUUGCGGAUGCAAAGUCCAAGGCAGAGAUCCUGGCUUGGUCCCCUCCCAAGCUUGAGAUGAUGAGCCCUUUCGAUUUGAGAAAGAAGACCAUCGUUUGGGAAGAGGAAGAGGACUUCAAUGACAAAAUCUGGAAGGAGUCCCUCGGUCGAAAAGAAGCGGCUUUCUUUCAGAAGCAAGCUUUGCCGCUGUCGCUGGUGGCAGCUGCUGCGCUGGCAGACUUGGAGCUAACAGCGCUCUCCGAGCUGGUGGUGCACUGCAUUUUGGACGGCAACGUGGCACCGUUUGCCGAGCCGCAUGACUGGAGCAUACUCCUGAAAAGAUGCCCCGAGGUGCGGAACGUGCUGGUUGUCUACAUUGACAUAGGAGCAGUGGGCGUGGAUAAAGAUGGCCAGCCACCACAGCCAUAUGGCACCCUUUUGCGCCCCACAGAGGAGGGGCGUGUUGGGGAGCGUGUGGCCCGCUCAGCACGAUUCAUGGGCACUUACGAUGAGUUUCUGGCUCACUGCAAGGACCUGCCUGGCCUGGUUCGACCAGGCGUAGCGUUGUGGGCCGACGUCCCGCUGUACGGCUUCAAUGACGAUGACUUUGCAAUUCGCCUUCAGGCAAUUUCAAGGCUGUCUGCCGCAGGGAUAACAUCUGUCAUAACCAUGGGCGGCGAGGUGCAAGAGCCUGGCGGCUUCCCCCUAGCCUACAAGCUGGAUGAGCAGGCCAAGCAGUCGAUUGCUGUCCUGUCAAUCGCGACGGGGAUGAAGAAGUUGGCCACAUGGCAAUGGAAUCGAUUUGUGGUGCCCUUGGAUCGAGGUCCCCAAGGAAUCCUUGCUGGCCACGCCGUCUUGGGCGUCCUCGGGCCGGGAAUGAAGAGCUUGCCGAAUCUGCAGACGGUCAAGGAUGCGCUGAAGAAGCGUGGAGUUGCCCUCACGCCUUUCAAACUUCCACUUCCCCCUGGCAAGAGUCAGAGCCAGGAGGAGGAGAAGUUUGCCGAGAUGCGAGACAAGCAGUGGCAGGCGUUUUGCAAGCAUCUUCAAUCGCAGGGCAGGCAGGUUGCUACCGCCCAGUCCAGCGAAGAGGAGAAGAGAAGACAGACCAUGGAAUGGUACCAAUAUAUUGGAGGGAGCAUGCCCGCACAUUAAGAGCCAA
This is a messenger RNA of Effrenium voratum, 1798 nucleotides long. NCBI's taxonomy places the organism in Eukaryota, Dinophyceae, Suessiales, Symbiodiniaceae. The record is from the annotation of a GenBank genome assembly.